AGCAGAUUUCCAGUUUGGGGCACUGAGCGCUUGGUCUGCCUGGCCACGCUGCUCAAACCGGCCUGAACUGUUUGUAACACAGGUGAAGGAUCCAGAUGAGGCCAGUGAGGGAGCGGAGUCUUUCCUGCAUGAAUUAGAGGAAGGCCUUCCAGAACGGAACCUGCAAACUAAAAGCACAGCAUCCCCCAGGCCUGGCCAGACACUUGAGCAGAAGACACAGACCCUGACGACAACGAUUGAGUUACGUCAAAAGCAGUUCAUUGAAGGACGAUUCCGGGGCUUGCUGUUUGAGAGCUUUUUAGAUGGACACUUUCUUCAUGAUGACCCACUGUCCGGCACAGAGAAAUGUCAGCUUUUCCUAGGAAAAUUGAAGCCGCCUCACCACAGGCCACAUAGGAGUGAAGAAGCAAGGACUCCUCGGGCACCCUUGGCCUUGAAACCUAGGCUCCAGUACGCAGCCCUGCUAGAUGCCUUGAACCUGGACAGUUUUACAGCAAUUCUGAGGCUGGAACCCACGUUAUUUUCCUGUGUGGCAAACCCAGUCCACGGUCUGUGUAAAAGAUCCCAAAAGCGAGAAAUAGGAGAUGGGGCUUUGGAUGUGACAAGGGGACCCAAGUACCCACGCCUCACAGGUAGUGCCGGCCUCAGAACAGAGCUUCCAGGUUGCAUCAGGAUGAGUGAUGACCUACGUGUGGGAGAGAAUGGUGCUGGCCGCUUGUUUUCCGAGAACCUGUCCCGGCUCAGGGAGCACCUCACACUACCGUCACCGGGGCACACCUCAUCCUCGGAGAGUGCUGUAACAUCCAGUGAUUCUGGAUCAGAAAUUUUGCAUAUGGCUUCUGGUGACCUUGACUGCAAAUUCCUCUGUGAGAAAGAGGAGGAAACAGAAUCUGCCCCUGCCGUGACAGGAACUGGUCCAACUCGUGAGAAUAUCACAUGCCAAGACUCCAUGACCAGGGACAAAGCUGUGACACACCUGGAAACAGGAGAGGAACUCGGAACAAUAGACGACCAUAGAAAGGAUCGCACUGCAGGAGAAACCGAGGCUUCCAAGCUUCCUGCACCUUCUGUGAAGCUGGUUAACUUUCAACAAGGUGACAACACUUCAGCUAAUGAGAAGGAGGUGGAGGCGGAAUUUCUCAGGUUAUCUUUGGGACUUAAGUGUGACUGGUUUACCCUGGAGAAGAGAGUGAAGCUUGAAGAGAGAUCCCGUGACCUGGCAGAAGAGAAUUUGAAGAAAGAAAUCACCAACUGUCUGAAGCUUUUAGAGUCAUUAACACCGCUGUGUGAAGAUGACAACCAGGCUCAGGAAAUCAUUAAGAAGCUGGAGAAGAGUAUAAUGUUUCUGAGCCAGUGUGCGACUCGCGUGGCCAGCAGGGCUGAGAUGCUGGGAGCCAUCAACCAGGAAAGUCGGGUCAGUAAAGCCGUGGAAGUGAUGAUUCAGCACGUAGAAAACCUGAAGAGAAUGUAUACCAAAGAGCACACAGAGCUGGAGGAGCUGAAGCAGGCUCUUCUGCAGAAUGACUGUCAGAUUAAAAAACGCUCAUCUUCUCUAAACUCCAAGCCAUCUUCUCUUCGGAGAGUGACCAUUGCCUCCUUACCCAGGAACCUUGGCAAUGUAGCACUGGUGUCCGGGAUGGAAAACAGUGACAGAUUCAGCAGGCAGUCAAGCAGCUGGCGCAUUCUGGGGACAAAGCAAAGUGACCACCGCCCCUCAUUGCACCGCUUUAUCAGCACCUACUCCUGGGCAGAUGAGAAAUGUGAACUAAAAACCAAAGAUAAGUCAGAGCCACCAAGGGACGAGAUGGUGGAGCACGUGAGGAAGCCCAGCCUUUCUGAGAAGAACAGCCCAUCCCAGUGGGAGGCCUCCUCUGUGUAUGGCUUGGUGGCUUCCUGGGCUGCACCCCUGCAGGCGUCCUUCAGGGGGGCCAAGGCGCUCUGCCUCUCCGUGAUCUUCAUCGUGGUCUUUGCAGCACUCAUGAGCUUCCUCACCGGCAGGUUCUUCCAGAAGUCUGUGGCGGCCGCUCCCACCCAGGAAGGGGAUUCCUGGAUGUCCCUAGAACAUAUCCUGUGGCCCUUUACCAGACUCCAGCACAAUGGGCCCCCACCAGUGUGACUUGUAGGACUGUCUCAGAUUCCUAGGUUAGUGAGUUUCUGGUUGCCCUUAGUCCUUUAGAGAUUUUAAUAUUUUAAUUCCCCACCUGGGGUAUUUUAGUGAGCUGAGACAAAGCUUUAUAGAAAUUUAUCUAAAUAAAGAACUAUUCAAAUCUUCA
This is a messenger RNA of Nannospalax galili (Upper Galilee mountains blind mole rat), 2273 nucleotides long. RefSeq names its product lymphoid restricted membrane protein (gene Irag2). Gene Ontology annotation, cellular component: endoplasmic reticulum membrane. The coding region runs from base 674 to 2116 and encodes 480 amino acids. The transcript is spliced from 22 exons. The record is from RefSeq and is a predicted model, not a curated record. NCBI's taxonomy places the organism in Eukaryota, Metazoa, Chordata, Mammalia, Rodentia, Spalacidae.